Molecule: messenger RNA, 2559 nt
Organism: Nanorana parkeri
Lineage: Eukaryota; Metazoa; Chordata; Amphibia; Anura; Dicroglossidae
Gene: AIFM3
Product: apoptosis inducing factor, mitochondria associated 3
Exons: 21
Coding region: 421-2238 (605 amino acids)
Biological process (GO): execution phase of apoptosis
Cellular component (GO): cytoplasm; mitochondrion
Molecular function (GO): oxidoreductase activity, acting on NAD(P)H; 2 iron, 2 sulfur cluster binding; flavin adenine dinucleotide binding
Source: RefSeq, a predicted model, not a curated record
UAGGGAGCUGGCUGUGUUCUCUGCUGCAAACCCAGGACUAGCAGUUCUCUCUCUGUAGCCUCCCUCCAAAUAUACCUUCCCCUCCUCCUCUCUUCAUCACAGUCUUAAAUACUCUGAGUGGAAUACAAUGCAAAAAAUUUGCAGUCCUGCUAAUGACAGUUUCUGAAUGCUCUGAAUAAGCCAAGAGGAGCUCUGAACAACUCUAAAGUAUCCCUUCUUCUAAGGCAUUCUUUGAAGACCCCUCCCAAAAUGAAGAGGCAGUUUCUGUCAACCAUUUGGACACACUUCGUCUCUACUUUAAGUUUCAGGCUCUUAUAGUAUCUACUCAAUCAAAGUAUGGCUUAGAAUCCCAUAUAACUUCUGUCUUUGGGGGACCAUUGCAUGUUUUGUGUUUUUCAUCGUUUUUUGUAAUAAACCAUCAUGGGGGGAUGCUUCUCCAAACCCAAACCAGUGGAAGUCAAAGUUGAAGUUGUUCUGCCAGAAAAAGAAAGGGAAAAAGAAGAAUUGUCUCCCAAUGGGAAGGCCAGUCCUCUUGCAUACAAAGCAAAUGGAACAACGCGACACUAUCACCAUGAAGAGAGAUCCAUUGUUCUUAAUCCUUACACCAAUCCCAAAGACAUGGUGGAAGCUUCCGUGUGCCAUGUAAAGGACCUGGAGAAUGGCCAGAUGCGGGAGGUUGACUUGGGAUGCGGCAAAGCUUUGCUUAUUAAGCAGCAUGGAGAAUACUAUGCAAUGGGACACAAAUGCCCUCACUAUGGGGCACCUUUAGUUAAAGGUGUACUCUCCAGAGGAAGAGUGCGUUGUCCAUGGCAUGGAGCAUGUUUUAAUAUUGCAACUGGUGAUCUAGAGGAUUUCCCAGGAUUGGAUGGUUUGCCAAAAUUUCAGGUUAAAAUAGAGAAAGAAAGAGUAUACAUUCGUGCCAGUAAACAGGCUUUACAAUCACAAAGAAGGACCAAAGUUAUGGCUAAAUGUAUUGCGCUCAGUAAUUAUAGUACAGCAAUUACUAAUAUUCUCAUAAUCGGAGCAGGUCCAGCUGGAUUAGUGUGUGCAGAAACAUUAAGGCAAGAGGGAUUUUCAGAUAGGAUUGUAAUGUGUACUUCAGAGAAGUACCUGCCAUAUGACCGGCCCAAAUUAAGCAAAUCAAUGGAUUCUCAAGCAGAACAGAUUUUACUAAGAUCCAAGGAAUUUUUCCACAUGUACGAUAUAGAAGUUCUUACUGAAACACAGGUUGUCAACGUGGACACAAAGAACAAGGCAGUUGUGUUUAAGGAUGGAUUUAGAAUGGAAUACAACAAGCUGCUUAUUGCUACUGGAAGCACCCCUAAAACUUUGACAUGUAAAGGAAAAGAACUGGACAAUGUUUUCACAAUCCGAACUCCGGAAGAUGCCAACAGGGUGGUGAAGUUGUCAAGUAACAGGAAUGUUGUGAUUGUGGGAGCAUCUUUCUUAGGGAUGGAAGUGGCAGCCUACAUGUGUGACAAAGCUCACUCUGUAUCUGUUGUGGAAUUGGAAAACAUUCCCUUUAAGAAGUUUCUAGGAGAAAAGGUUGGGCUUGCAAUCAUGAAGGUGUUUGAAAGCAAUCGGGUGAAGUUUUAUAUGCAGACUGAAGUUUCUGAACUAAGAGAACAAGAGGGAAAGAUGAAAGAAGUUGUGCUGAAGAGUGGAAAGGUCCUCAGAGCUGAUGCGUGUGUGAUUGGCAUAGGUGCAAGUCCUACUACAGGCUUCCUUAAACAUAGUGGGGUCACCAUUGAUUCCAAAGGAUACAUUCCGGUUAACAAGAUGAUGCAGACAAACAUUCCUGGUGUCUUUGCUGCAGGGGAUGUUGUGACUUUCCCAUUAGCUUUCCGCAAUAACAAGAAAGUCAAUGUACCUCACUGGCAGAUGGCACAUAUGCAAGGUCGCAUAGCAGCACUGAACAUGCUGGCUCAAGGCACUGAAAUUAAUACUAUUCCAUAUCUAUGGACAGCCAUGUUUGGAAAGAGUAUACGAUAUGCAGGCAAUGGGGAAGGCUUUGAUGAUGUUAUCAUUCAAGGGGACAUUGAGGAAUUAAAAUUUGUGGCAUUUUAUACAAAGCAUGAUGAAGUAAUUGCAGUAGCCAGUAUGAAUUAUGAUCCAAUUGUUUCCAAAGUAGCAGAAGUCAUGGCAUCUGGAAAAUCUAUACGCAAACGUGAUGUUGAGAUGUUUAUUCGUUAUGGCAAAACUGGUGACAUUGCCUGGCUCACAGGGAAGGGCUCGUAGCCAAUUGAGAUUGACAUUCUAUCAAGACGAUAAUGACAAUAAUGCAUGCAGGAUGGUGAAAUGCUUAACAUUUAAAGUCUUGCUGACAAUGAGAUUACAUUUUGGCUUUUACACACUACUCGAUGAACUCCCAGCCACAAAAUGUGCUUUUUUCUGAAAAGACAUUGAUGAGAAGUAGAGCCCGGAGUUCUUCAAGCUACAAAGGAUUAAAAAUGAUGCUGCAAAUUUAAAUUUUCUUUAGAUUCAUCAAACUUGCUUGAAUGCUGAAGCAUCACAUUUUUGAGAACACUGAUUCAUUUUACUUUAAGAAAUGAAUAAUGU